AUAGUGCUUGGUUAGUUGUGUUACGAUCGACGUUGGGCGCUGUUAUACUCUGAAAUGACCGACGGAUGUGGAAAGACGCACGAUCGACUUAUUUUCAAUAUAUAUACAUAUAUAUAAUUUAAAAAAAUAUUAAAAAUUAGAAUAAAGUUUCAAAUGUGAUAUAAUACUUUAAAAACAAAUUUAAUUAAUUAAGCAGAGUUAAAAAUGCAAAGAAUAUAUAUAUAAAAUAUAUAAUAAAAAUAAAAUUUGAAGCCGCGUUAAACUCUCUGCGAAUUAUUCACGACAAAUAGACUAUAAUAUAGUACACUACCUAAAUACUCAUAGCACUCCCGUAUUGGCCACCAAUCACCAUAACAGUUUUCGAAACAUAAAGUAAUGCAGCAGUAACUUACAAAAAAUGCCACGAAAACUCUUGAAAUUCCUCAUAAUCUUCGAUAAUACAUCACUCUUGUAUUUUCCUGGCCAAUUUCUAUCCGGUCGCGUACUUAUCGAACUACAAGAUGACACACCCGCGUUGGGUCUGCACUUUCACGUUGUUGGCGAAGGUGUAGUACGCGCCGGUACAGCACGUCAGGAGCGUACUUAUGACAAAGAGAACUAUAUUGAUUUCCGCAUGCGACUAUUGGGCGAUGUGGAUCAAGGACCCUCAGUGCUCUCGCCUGGCAUACACAGUUUUCCAUUUAAGUUGGGUCUGCCCGUGGGUUUGCCGUCCACGUUUUUAGGACGUUAUGGUUGGAUACAGUACUACUGCAAGGCGGCCUUGCGUGAACCGAACGGACUGAUACACAAAAAUCAUCAAGUAUUCAUAGUGAUGAAUCCGAUCGAUCUAAAUUUGGAGCGUCCGAUUCUGUCGCAACCAUUUACGUGUGAGAUCGAGCACAAACUUGGCGUGGCCUGUGUGGGCGGCGGCAAAGUUGUUGCGCGAGUGGCACUCGAUCGUGGCGGCUACGUGCCGGGGGAGAGCAUAUUGAUUACCGCAUACAUUUCGAAUCACAGUAAUGUGACGAUUAAACGAACAAAGGCCUCACUCACCGAGACCAUUGAAUACUUGGCACGCGGGAAAGUGGUGCAAACGGAGAAACGCGCAUUGGCCACUUUGGCGCGUGGUAAAAUUCGUCCAGGCGGUAAGGAUGAGUGGCAAAACGAUAGUUUGUAUGUACCACCGUUGCCGCCAACAAAUCUGCAUGGCUGCCAUUUGAUAAAAAUCUCCUACGAUGUGUUUUUCGUAAUCGAGCCGAAAUCUCUGGAGAAAGAAAUCAAAUUACAGCUGCCCAUAGUGUUAGCUACAUAUCCUUUUCGCAAUAACGGCAAUGAUGUCUCGAAUACUUGGCCGGAUUCAGUGCUAAAGCCGGACACACAUUACCCGUCAACAUUGCCUAUCUUUCGUCCAUGGCUGCAUGAGAAACCCGAACCCAAUUGAGCGUAAGGAGAUGGAUUUACACUACGUAUGUAUGUAAGAUAGUUGGAGGAAGGAGAUACAUACAUACAUACGGACAUAUAUUCUUAAGAAACAAGCGAGCAGUGAUUACGUUAAAAGAAAAUCAUUUAAAGAAUUGGCGAAGUAAAAUUCGUUUAUUUUAUGUAUAUUUUAGAGUGUCUGUUACUUCCAAAGUUGAUUUUUUUUUUGCAAACGCCGCCUAAAGUUUCAAUUUUCGUUUUUAAAAACACUUAUUCAAUGUAAUGUAAAAUAAUGCCCUUUAUUUUCAUUUUAAACCGUACCUUUUUUGCUAUGGAUAUUCAAUUUUUUUUUUUGAUAUUUUGCAUUAAACAAUUAAAUUUACGAAAUUUUUUUGGAUUCUUCUUAUAUAAAAUUUUCUGAUCUACAAAAAAGGUCUAAAUAAUUUUUUCAUAAAACCACUCUUUUAAAAGUUAUAGGCAGUUAUAAAUACAACAAGUAUAUUGAGGCUCAGUAAUUGGGUAACUGAGCAUUCUUAUACAUACAUAGUACACCAUGUCGUAUGAGCAACACAGAAUUUAUGAGUAUGGCAUUUGUUUUAACUGCGUGUAAACAACUUUUAACAGAUUUGUUUUUUUUUUUAAGAGAGGAAAAACGUCUUAGUAUUAUAUGUAUAUAUUAAUAUUAUUAUAUAUUACAUUAUAUACAUAUAAUAUUUGUUCAAUGUUAAAGGUAUAUUUUCUUUGGAGAUAUGUAGCAGAUUAAUUGCAAACGAUCAAAAAAUCUCAUGUAAAAUAAAUAGAAAAAUUAAAUACUUUAGGUUUAAAUUGAAAAUAAAGAACAUGUAUGUAUACGUUAGAUGCCUUUUAAGGCAAAUAACUAAAACUUCAGGUGGCAUUUGCAAAAAAAAAAUAACUUAAGAAAUAACAGACACCCUAAUGUAUUUACACACUAUUUGUUCAUUACUUACAUGCAAAAACAAUAAGUUUUUUAAUAUUUACCCCAACUUGUUAUGUGCGUAAAUAAACUUAUUAUAUUAUUUGCGUACACAAAUGUAUAUAAAUUUAAACAUUUUAACCUAUAAUUUGAAAAAUUUAAUACCUUUUAAUUUGAUAUUUUAUUCGAUACUUUCGAAUUUACUUCAAAACCUAGCUUUCCACCUAUGUUAUUUGGAUUCUGAAUUUCACUUUGGGCAACAAAUUAUGUAUAAAAACAUAACAUAUUUGAAGAUCCAUCCAGUGAGAUAUGUUUAUUUGCCUAAAUCGCCUUUAUCCUUUCAAUUUGUUUAUUUUGGAUAUGAGUCUCGAAGAUUUCGCUGACAGCCAUAAUAAUUUAGCUACUACACAUACACAUACAUACAUGUAUGUAUUUAGUGAGUAAACAUAUUAAUUUUACUUAUUUGCAUCGUAUUUAACGUAGUAACUAUAAAGUAAGUCAAAAAUAUGUUUUUAUGUAAAUUUAACUAAUUUAAGACGAAGCAAUAAAUUAUCACUUAUAACUGA
Bactrocera dorsalis (oriental fruit fly) is the source of this 2898-nucleotide messenger RNA. RefSeq names its product arrestin domain-containing protein 17 (gene Vdup1). Gene Ontology annotation, biological process: protein transport. Bases 398 to 1420 code for a protein of 340 amino acids. The transcript has 4 exons. The record is from RefSeq and is a predicted model, not a curated record. NCBI's taxonomy places the organism in Eukaryota, Metazoa, Arthropoda, Insecta, Diptera, Tephritidae. Gene Ontology annotation, cellular component: cytoplasm.